Molecule: messenger RNA, 1838 nt
Organism: Nicotiana tabacum (common tobacco)
Lineage: Eukaryota; Viridiplantae; Streptophyta; Magnoliopsida; Solanales; Solanaceae
Product: protein trichome birefringence-like 25
Cellular component (GO): Golgi apparatus
Molecular function (GO): O-acetyltransferase activity
Source: RefSeq, a predicted model, not a curated record
ACCAUGUCACUGUUAAAGUGAAGCCCCACUUUAUUUCCUUUGUACCCUUUCCCUUUGUACUUUUGUGUUACUUUGCCUUAUUUCUAACGACCCCCUUCAUUUUUCUUUCUUGGUUAACAGUUGGUUGCCAAAAAUACUCAAUUUUUUAAACCUUUCUUUUUUCCUACCAUUAUUGCACCAUCAUUUCUUCUUCUUCUUCCCUUUGUUUAUUUGUCUCUUUCUAUAUUAUUUUGUUGCACAGACCUUAAUGAACAAGUAUCCAUAUUAUACUAUUCGGUCUCUGUAACAACAAGUGCAGAGACCAAGAAUAAUGAAGGCCUUGAAUAACAACAACGUUAGCAAGAAACAAUUGUCCUUAGUUUUUGUAAAGUUUGCAGUUUGUUUUCUGUUGUUUGGUCUUGCCUACCGUCUGUUCUUGUCCAAUUUUCAACAGUUUUCUCAGAUUGAGGUGAAUGACACAGCUUUUGUUCCCGACAACACAUUGUCGCCGCCGGCCACCGUGAGUCAGCCGCCGGUAACCGGUGAUCUUCCAGAGAAUGUUGUGGACCGAACUUUGCAAAAUGAAAAAUGUGAUUUAUUUAUAGGAGAUUGGGUGCCAGAUCCCAGUGGUCCAGUUUACACUAACAGCACUUGCUAUACAAUUGAAUCUCACCAGAAUUGUAUGAAAAAUGGGAGACCUGAUACUGAUUAUCUUUACUGGAGAUGGAACCCAAGAGACUGUGAGCUACCAAGAUUUAGCCCUAAGAAAUUCCUUAAUUUAAUGCGGAACAAAUCAUUUGCAUUCAUCGGCGAUUCAAUUAUGCGCAAUCAUGUACAGUCAUUGCUUUGCAUUCUCUCACAGGAGGAACAAGGCGAUGAGGUCUACCAUGACAAGCAAUUUAAAAGCAGAAGAUGGUACUUCCCAACCCAUAAUUUCACUCUUUCUGUUGUCUGGUCGCCUUUUCUUGCAAAAUCCACUAUUUUUGAAGAUGACGAUGGAGUUUCCACGGACAUAAUCCAGCUUCAUCUUGACAAACUGGAUGAUGAUUGGACUCGACAAUUUGACAGUUUUGAUUAUGUAGUUAUUGCUGGUGGCAAGUGGUACCUGAAAUCUACAAUUUACUAUGAGAACGAUAAGAUUGUUGGCUGCCACUACUGCCCUGGUAAGAACAUUACAGAGGUGGGAUUUGACUAUGCAUAUCGCAAAGCAAUGAAUUCGACUAUGAAAUUCAUCACAAGCUCAAAGAACAAGGCGUAUACAUUUUUUAGAACGACUACCCCCGAUCACUUUGAGAAUGGUGAAUGGAAUACGGGAGGUUAUUGUAAUAGAACAGGACCCUUCAAACAAGAUGAGGUUGACAUUGGUUAUGUAGAUGAGGUGAUGCGCAAAAUUGAAUUAGAAGAAUUCGAGAGUAUAUCGAGAACAGAAUCUGCAGACAGGUUGACAAUGAAAUUGUUCGAUACCACUUUCCUUUCGCUGCUGAGACCAGAUGGGCACCCUGGAGUCUACAGGCAAUAUCAGCCAUUUGCUAAAGAAAAUAUGAACAAAAAGAUUCAGAAUGAUUGUCUACAUUGGUGCUUGCCCGGCCCAAUAGAUUCGUGGAACGAUGUAAUGAUGGAAAUGUUGUUCACCAGUUGAAAAUGGUGUGACAUUAGAUUUUGAUUUUGCUCCCACAAUUGUAAUUGUUCAUCUGCAAAAGAUGGUUGCACACUAUUUUUCACCAUUGUUUCCUCUCCAAGUAAAUAUUUUAACCCCCAAAGCUUCAGAUUGUGCAUAGUGACUACUGCUAAGAAUCCAUGUACAAGGAACUUGCAACCAUUGGAAGAUGCUUAUAACAAAAUCCACACUGUUGGCUCAA